UUUUCUAAAUAAACCGUGACGUGGAGCAUUUGGGAGCCGGGCAAUCGUGUAACGCAGUCGUAUUGGACUGGAAUAGGCACAGAGAGAAGAUCCAAUUCCAAUCCCAACCGAACAAACUAGAAAUUAGGGUUCAUAUCCCAUUUCCUCAGAUUUCAUCUCAGAUUUCGCAUUGGUUUGCGUUGCGUGGUUGGUUUUGCGGUAUCGAAGAAGAAGAUGGGGAAACAGGUUGUGCCGGUGAAAUCAGUGAUCUACGCGCUUUCCCCUUUCCAGCAAAAGAUUAUGCCGGGUCUCUGGAAGGACUUGCCCACGAAGAUUCACCACAAGGUCUCCGAGAAUUGGAUCAGCGCCACUCUUUUGCUCGGUCCCCUCGUCGGCACCUACGCGUAUGUUCAAAACUACCUGGAAAAGGAGAAGCUGGCUCACAGGUACUGAGCUCUUGCAAGAGCUGAUUGGAUAACCUUCUAGUUUGUUGCCUUGAUCUUGUUUAGCCACCCAAUAAUGUGACACUGUUGAAACUUGCUCUACCGUUUGGUUUUGAUAUGUCUGAGUUUGAGCGUUUUCAACUUUGACAGUGUUUAUUGAUGGUAUACUUCAUUAAUCCAUAUUACUUUAUAGUUUAUAUUUUGAAAGACAAUUUAUGUGUUGUCAAUAAUGCCAGAGUUAGUUUGGCAUGUUAAACUCAAGAAUGCUUGAGUUAAUUUUAUCAUUUUUUAAUUCAAAACAAGCAUUCUUAA
Messenger RNA from Glycine soja, 734 nucleotides. RefSeq names its product cytochrome b-c1 complex subunit 8. Bases 214 to 432 code for a protein of 72 amino acids. The record is from RefSeq and is a predicted model, not a curated record. Gene Ontology annotation, biological process: mitochondrial electron transport, ubiquinol to cytochrome c. NCBI's taxonomy places the organism in Eukaryota, Viridiplantae, Streptophyta, Magnoliopsida, Fabales, Fabaceae. The transcript is spliced from 2 exons.